AUGAGGUAUUUUGCAUUAUUUUUAGAAAUUUGUGCUCAGCUUUUCAAUAAUUUUGUUUUCACUGCCUACAAGCUUAUUCUUGAUACUGAAACAAGUCAUCCACAUGAAUGGGCAGAACAUCAAUUCGAAAAUUCAUCAUUCCUUUUGGAGCGCUUACAUGGCACCUCUGUUAGCGUGCUAGGUGUUAAAGAAGGCGUUUUUCGAUUUAUUGGUUACAGGGAGGAAUUUGAAUCAGACAAAGAACCUACUGAAUGCACUCAAAAAACGGAUAAAACCAGUCCAUUUCGUCAAAUUUGGUGGAAUUGCAUCAGUAGUAAUAUGAUUGAAUGCCAAUUAAUUGAAUUAGACAGACCUCUCAAUUUGCAAUGGGCAAUUACUCUUAUUGAGUAUUGUGACUCAAAAAUUAAAUUAGGUGUGUGGUCUAGGCGCUGCCUUCUUAGUCGUGAAAUGAUUAUCUUCUCCUCACCGCUUGGAGCUUCGCACCCCUUAGCAAACUUUUCAUUUGUGAGACACAGAAAGUAUGAAUUAUUAAGGAAAAAGUUCAUUUAUGCAGAAUGGAGGCAUGCUGACAAAUUAAGGUCUCUUGUGAUUUACGUCGAUCAUCAAAUUACUUUCUACUAUUUUUCUGGGUCUCCAAUAUACAUUCAAUUUACAAUACUCGAUUCUACCAGUGUUUUUACUAUUUCAAAAUUAGCCAAAUCUUGCCAUUCUCUCAUUUGCUUUUUGCUUCAAUGUAAUAUUCAAAAAAAAAUGGUUUUUACUUUGACUAGACAAUGUCUGUACCCUCAACUCGGUAUAAUUGCAGCACACCGGGAUUUUCCUAAAAAGGAAAGAAGACUUAACUGCCAGGGGCAACUUUUACAUAAACACAAAAACAAAGAAAUGUACUUAUGUACUGAUAACAUGAAUUUGUAUUAG
Molecule: messenger RNA, 918 nt
Organism: Echinococcus granulosus
Lineage: Eukaryota; Metazoa; Platyhelminthes; Cestoda; Cyclophyllidea; Taeniidae
Exons: 10
Coding region: 1-918 (305 amino acids)
Source: RefSeq, a predicted model, not a curated record